Seriola dumerili (greater amberjack) is the source of this 2240-nucleotide messenger RNA. RefSeq names its product solute carrier family 22 member 7-like. Gene Ontology annotation, biological process: transmembrane transport. The coding region runs from base 144 to 1745 and encodes 533 amino acids. The transcript has 9 exons. NCBI's taxonomy places the organism in Eukaryota, Metazoa, Chordata, Actinopteri, Carangiformes, Carangidae. The record is from RefSeq and is a predicted model, not a curated record. Gene Ontology annotation, molecular function: transmembrane transporter activity.
GGGAGAGUCAAAUGCCAAAGGUUGUCUUAUCAGGUCUUUGAUUCAAGUUUGCUGUUCACUUUUUCGUGUACAGGCAUGGGUGUGUGAGCAGUUUUUCUUUUUAAUCUCAAAGGAAGACAUUUUACACACAGUGAGAGGCCACAAUGAGGUUUGAGAAUGUCCUUGCUGAUAUUAAUGGAUUUGGAAGAUUUCAGAUAAUGAUCAUUGUAAUCAGCUUCAUUGGACGCUUCACACUGCCCUGCCACUUCAUGCUAAACAACUUCAUAGCAGCGGUUCCCUCUCACCACUGCGACAUCAGCUCGCUAGAUGAUGGAGAUCAUUUCAGGAAUUUAUCGCAAGCAGAGAGGCUUGUUGUUAGUAUUCCAGUCCAGGACGAUGGGACUCUGAGCUCCUGUCAGAUGUUUGCAGAGCCUCAGUAUGAUCUGCUGCUCAACCCCUCCAACAUCACUGACCUGCCCACAGUGCUGUGCCAGAAUGGAUGGGUGUACGAUAACACAACCUUCAAAUCUACUCUGACUUCACAGUGGGACCUGGUGUGUGAUAAAAGAGGAAAAAACAAAGCAACUGCGACCAUCUUCUUCAUUGGAGUGAUGUUUGGAGCUGUGACCUUUGGAAGUUUGAGUGACAAGUAUCUCAGUUUACAACUUAAAGUGUUUGGCCGAAGGAUCAUGCUGUUGGUGUCCUAUGUGUCUGGAAUGCUGUUUGCCGUUGCAAGUGCUUUUUCUUCAUCCUAUGUGAUGUUUGCAGUGCUGAGGUUCUUCACGGGGUUUUGCAUCACUGGCAUCGUCAUUGUUUCAGCAGUCCUUAGUGUGGAGUGGGUGGACGUUGAGCACAGGAAACUGGUGGGAGUGAUCGAUAGUUUAUCAUGGACAUUUGGGAACACAGGAUUUGCAGCUAUUGCCUACUUUGUUACUGACUGGCGGUGGCUGAUUGUUAGUGUCACAUCACCUCUAAUCUUGGCCAUUGUCACCUGGAGGUGGAUGCCAGAAUCGGCUAGGUGGCUCAUCGCCAAUGGAAAGCUGGAGCAAGCUCAGACGUAUUUGAAAAAAUGCGCCACAAUGAACGGAACAGAAGAGUUAAUUCACACACUUAAAACAGAGACACUAUCCACUAUUGUUGUGACAGAGAAAAGAGAUCGGACCUAUUCCUACCUUGAUCUGAUACGAACACCCAAGAUGAGGAAACUGGCCCUGUGUACUGGUGCAUUGUGGUUUUGCGUGGCGACUACAUUUUAUGGCAUCAGCUUCAACAUCACAGGCUUUGGGCUCAAUAUCUAUCUCACUCAGUUUACCUAUGCUUUAAUUGAGCUCCCAGCCAAAUUAUCAGUUUACUACUUACUGGAUAAGAUUGGCAGGCGACGGACUGAGGUGGGAGCUAUGCUGUUGGCUGCUGUCUGUCUUGGAAUCAAUAUUGUGGUACCUACAGAUAUGUCUGUUGUGAGAACAGUGGUAGCAGUCAUUGGAAAAGGGUUUUCUUCAGCAUCCUUUGCAACUGUUGUGCUCUACAGCUCUGAGCUCUAUCCCACUGUAGUAAGGCAGAAUGGUAUGGGCUACAACUCCUUCAUGGCUCGACUUGGUGUAGCUGUGGCUCCUUUGAUCCUCUUAUUGGAUGAUGUCUGGAAGGAACUGCCGCAAGUUGUCCUGUGCUCUGCAGCUGUAGUCGGGGGAAUAGUGGCAAGAAUGCUGUCAGAGACACGCAACAGGUGCCUGCCAGAGACCAUAGAGGAUAUUGAAGAGCAGUGGUAGUAAACACUGUCACUGGCACAUACUCAGUCAAGCAACGUUAUUUUUAACAGUCUGUUCUGGGUGAAUUUAUGUGCAGUUUUUUCUUGAAGCAGAAAAUAAAUAUUGGUUGGUUUGAAGGAUAUCAUUUCCAUCUUUCUCGGUUUUUGACCUCUACAUUUUAUCUUGUAACCUCUAGAUUGGGGAUCCCUGUAAUUAGAUAAAUUAGCGACACUUUACUGUAAGUCCCGUACUUUAACAUAAAUGUAAGCAGAUUUUUUAUUAAUAUAGAGAAAUACAUUUGUUUGAAAUUUCUUCAUAGAACUUAUGAUUGUUGAUAAACACUGUACAAUGUCCUUAUAGCAUCUAACUACAUUAUGGUGUGUUAUAAACCAUUUAUUAAAUGCUUGUAUGCUGUUUAUACUGUAAAUGCUAAGCGGGGGAACUUGAAGUAAGGGAUUACCAGUGAAUUAUAUACAAUAUGCGCAUUUGUGAUAAAACAAACUGUUUUAAUGAAAA